Molecule: messenger RNA, 1031 nt
Organism: Orbicella faveolata
Lineage: Eukaryota; Metazoa; Cnidaria; Anthozoa; Scleractinia; Merulinidae
Biological process (GO): cell adhesion
Cellular component (GO): membrane
Molecular function (GO): carbohydrate binding; calcium ion binding; protein binding
Source: RefSeq, a predicted model, not a curated record
ACGUGAUCUUGAGGUGGUGUGUCUUUCUAAAAGAGUGGUACCUUGCGGCAGUCCUACUUUAUCCAGAAAGGGUUACCACUUCAGAAAUUCAAAUCAUGGCAUUUUCAGCGAAGGAAGGCCUGCUUCUCUUGGUUUGGUGCUGUUUGGCGUUUUCAGGCGUUAAAGGUGCCCAGUGGGGUAAAGUUCAUAUUCCACAGAAGGGAAACAGUGGCCUCUAUUGCGAAGAUGUGUCCUUCAGCAAGAGUUUUACCAAAGGAUCACCUGUGCGAGUGUAUAUCUCAGCCAAUCACGGAGAAAUUCCGUCGAAAGUCCACGAUACGUCUUUUAUUUGGGUGGAAGACGUGACAACAAGCGGUUUCAAGGCCUGUCUGGUGCUCGGUGGCCAAGGUAACGGAGGUAACACCAGCAUCGAUUGGUUUGCUUUCCAAGGUUCCCAAUCAGGAGUUUACGAUGGAUCGGCUAGUUUUAGCUUAUUUACGACUGGAACGCAAUGCAAAAAAGUGAUUUUUCCCAAGGCCUUUUCGACGAUUCCUACAGUUCAGGUCACUGUCCAACAUGGAACCAAAAAGCAAAAGCAGGAUGCCAUGCAUGUUUGGAUGGAAAAUGUUACCAUCAACCAGUUCGAGGUUUGCUUGCGAGAAUCAAGGGCAUUAGAUGGCGGGCACAACAAAAUUGUAGUGAACUGGUUAGCGUACGAGAAUUAUUCAUCCUCGUGGGAAGCUAAAGAGUCACAUAAGCUAGUAUUUCUCAAGAGUGAGGUACCAGCUGCAGAAAAUAAUUAUGCUUUGUGCAUGACUAUCAAGUUUAAAGAGCCAUUUUUUAAGUCACCCGUGGUACUUGCAACAGUCCUCAAUGGAGACAGUAACAAUGGCAACGUAGCUUGCUCUCACAAGGGUCCUUUGGCAAAUUGGCUGGAGGUACAGUUUCUUCAUAUACUUAAAAAGAAAAAGUAGAAAACAAUUUUAACACAUUUCACGGACAACUAGAUUAACACCUCAUUGAAAUUUCAACUUUUACACAACAUUGUCGAU